AUGACUGAACUGACAGUUUAUGCGGUAGAUCAGUUCUCCACACUGACUGAUGACGAGGUGUCUGUGUUAUUCUGUUUUCUGUGUUCUGACUCCGGUCCUCCUGACUUCAUUGACACAGAGUGGCUGGACAUGCUUAAUGAGAUACGACUAGGAGUGUACGAUAAAGAGAAUCCUGUAACACGUGACAAAGUACAGCCGACUCUGGAAAGACUGAAGUCACGUGGUUACCUCUGGGAAGAUAAGGACAAGAUAACGAAGGAUACAAAGGAUGAGACAAUGUAUAGGAUAGCAUCAAUAAGGAGUUAUAUACCAUUCUAUUACAGUAGUUAUAACACAGCCAGUGUGUACCUGAGAUCACAGAGAUACAACAGAGAACCUGGGGAGAAGUGUGUCAUUAGUGAAGACAGUGACGAUGAGUCCUUACUGACACGCCGUCUACAGAUGAACAUACUGACUCACGUCACCAUGGAGGACACGAUAAAUAUCUCAGAAAAUAAAAUCAAGAGCAGUAAAGAUGAACGAAAAGAAUUUCUAACGGAACUAAGAAGAGAAGGGGAGGCUGUACAUUAUAGAGGAAGAUCACAGGACAGUGUAGAUCACGUGACGUGGCUCUGGAGACACAGGGGAUACAAUAGACCUGACAUCGUGAGAUCCUGUAUAGGUCUACAUCCACACUGGGAUAUAUACAUCAUCGACAACAAAACGUAUAGAAGACCAAGUAAAAUCCAUAGCUAUGAGCCGAAAGUCAGAUGUCUACUUUACUGUUUACUUAUAUCUGAUAAAUAUCGGAUUAAUUUCAUUGAACAAUCACACAGAAUCAUAAAGGACAAAAUCAGACAGAGGUAUUUCCCUGAUAUUACUGAUGACGGCUCGGUAGAUCUCCCUGAUGGAAUCACAGAUACACAUGACGGUGUGAUAACCUUUAUAUCAGACGAUAUCCGACAUGACGUCAUGUACGCCUUUGUUACUGAGUGUCUGGUGGAGGACAGUGACCUGGAGUUUUUCCUGACCACGGCGUCACGUGACGUGGUAUAUGAAUACUGCAGAAUCUGGAAUUAUAAGAGGAGUGAGGGAGAGAGAUGUCUGUAUGUACCGGACUAUCCGGAGAAGAUGUACGACCUCUUUAUAGACAGUCUACAGCUGGAUAUCAUCACACACUGCACCGUGUCUGACUGGAGGAUUCGUGACAGGAUCUGUAAACGUUUGAAGAUACCCAAAGAAGUACUGCGUUGGAACAUGGAAGCAAGAAAAAGGUUCGUCAAAAUUUCAAAUCAGGGGAGUGUGAACAUGUGUCGAGCCAGAGGUAUGAUAGUGGGAUGCGCAGGCGCAGGAAAAUCAACUCUUCUUAGAAGACUUCAAAGGGAAAACAAAGAAGAAAACAAACAACCAACUGAGACAACCAUCGGUCUUGAUAUUCACGAGGAUUUGUUUGAAAUUAAAAAUGACACAUUAAUAGAUUUUGAUAAAAAUGGAAUACAAUCAAACAAGACUUCUAACAGCACAGAUGGAAGACAGCUAAUAAGUAUGACGGAUUUCGCUGGACAAGUAGCGUAUUACGCGUGUCACCAGAUUUAUCUCUCCAGAAGAGCCUUUUAUCUUGUAGUUGUUGACAUGUCUAAAGAACUGGAGGAAAAAGCUAUAUCAUACGACUCUGACAGGCACAACCCUAUUGGAUCUUUAUUUCAUGACUGGACAUUUGCGGAAUACUUUGUGUUUUGGCUGCAAUCCAUUAAAACCUAUUGUGAGGAUGGCAAGUCUGAGGAAAGUGGACGUGAUGAAACCAAGGCCAACCCUGUUAUCCUGAUUGCCUCUCAUCAUGACUGUGUAAAGGAGAAGAACGAAACCACGGCAAAUCAAACCACAUUUUAUGAUGCACUAGAGAAAUGCUUGCCUAUUGAACAUACAUUGAAUGAUCAUAUUUCUCCCGCACGUUACUACGAGAUUGAAUGUCCACUGGGAGAAUUGAAUAAGCACCAGGAAGAAGGAAUAGAACAAGUCAGAAACUGUAUUGUGCACACGGCAAAAAGUCUUCCGCAUUGGGGUGAAAAAAUCCCACAUAUAUGGUACUUGUUUGAGCAGUUUAUUCAAGAAAACAAAAUGAAGAGAAUUGUCAGUAGGAAACUCCUACAAGCUGAAAAAGAAUUAAAUUUUCUUAAAGAUAAUGAAUUGGAUGAUAUGCUGAGAUACUUUUCGGAGGUGGGCCAGAUUAUCUAUUUUUCUGAAUCUGUUCUGAGGCACAAUAUAAUAUUAGACGUUGGUUGGUUUGUAGACGCUUUUAAAAAUAUCAUUACAGACCCUACUCACGCACGCUCAGCAUGCAGUAGGGUGAAAGAGUGGGACAUUUUUAUGAAGAAUGGAAUGAUUUCAGAUUCAACACUGGUCAAGGUAUGGAGGGAAAACAAAAAGGAAUCGUAUGUUCUUCAGAAGGAUCAUAUUUUACCAUACAUGGAGAAACUUGGUAUUCUUGCAAAAAUGAAAACCCAAGAAAUUGAGGUUAGAGACGCGGAAUUGUUAGAGAAUAGACAAGAGUCCUUGUACUACAUCCCAAGUAUCAAUAAGACUGACUUCACAACAAAAGGCUUUCAUUUCUUCAACAACGGAUAUAAAACUCCGAUUUUGGUCUUUUCUUUCAAAACGUAUAUUCCACAUUUCUUUUUCUUUAGACUUGUUGCAAUAUGUUUUUCGAAGUGGGAGUUAUUAAGUAAGGACCGUCUCUGUAAAAACAUUGCCUUUUACAAGGAAAAGGGGGGCGAUAUUAACAUUGCUAUUGCUGUUAAUAAAACUUCCAUUCAAUUGCAAGCGUUUACUCCAGAUGAUAAAAUCAAUCUAACAAGCGCAGAUACCAAGAAGAUCAGAAUUCAAAUUGAACAUUUGCUUCGGAAGGUUACCACUACUUUCCAUCAACAAGUCCUCUAUGAGGUUGGGUAUCCGUGUAGAGACAUAAAUAUCACUGAAGAAGAUGAGCAUUGCUUUUUAUCAGAAAGAACAGUAGCCGAGCUAAACACGAAUGAACGAGUUUGCCCGAAUUUUAUAAAGGAGGAUCAUGAAAAACAUCAGAUUGUUCGUGACGACCUGCUGCAUUACUGGUACACGGGAGUUGAUAGCAGAGCCCAUUCUUCUUGGUGGUUGGACUAAAAGAAAUUGAUUGUAAAACGAAACAGUUUAAAUGUACAAAGCGGGCUCUACUCUCCCUUAUCAUUUCUGUUUCACGCUGGUGGUCUAUAUAAAUACGUAUUGAAAGAAAAAUUAAUAUGUAUUGAAUUAAUUCUGCAUUCAUCUGUUGAGGUUGACUAAAAAAAAUAACAGAAUUAGACUCGGCCAUUCAGUGAAUUGAAAAUCUACUGAAAGAUCACAUGUAGUGGAGAACAGAUCUUUAUCAUUUAAGCAUUAAUAUGAUUACUUUAUUGAAUGCAAGUAUUAAUAUUAACCUCGUAUAAAAAAAACAUAUAUAUAUAUGAAUAUGUUUUAAACAUUAUAUGUACAUGUAUUGUAAUAGAAAUGAUACCCAACCCCAUAUAUUUGUUUUAAAAAAGUUUAAGUUUAAAUAUUUCCAUUUCUAAUUUUUUUUCUCUGUGAUAACUGUUUGAAAGUUUGGGGAAUUUAUUUCUUGAUAAUUCUGCCGGAAUGUAAAUUAGGCAGGUCGAUAGGUCAGCAGCUAAGGAGGCCUAAUAUGCAUGCAAAUCUCGUGCGCAUCUGUCUACGUGUCUGACGCUAAGGAGGCCAAAUAUGCAUGUAAAUCUCGUGCGUCUGCCUUUGUGUUUGACGUCAGUGUGAGAGGACUAUUAAAAUUGGCAUGGAAGUCCUUGUGUAUAUCUAUUAGUCUACAUUUUAAAUGUCUAAAUCUACAAUUUUAUUUCACAAUGGAAUGGAAAUAUAAGAAUUCG
Molecule: messenger RNA, 3884 nt
Organism: Saccostrea cuccullata (small rock oyster)
Lineage: Eukaryota; Metazoa; Mollusca; Bivalvia; Ostreida; Ostreidae
Exons: 9
Coding region: 1-3135 (1044 amino acids)
Source: RefSeq, a predicted model, not a curated record